CUCAUGAAAUUUUCAGUUUAGUUUGUAUUGUGGUUCUGUGGUCAUGCUUUUCUGCCUUUAUUCCGUAUACAUUGUAAAAAAAAAUUCCCCUAUAUUUUAACACAGAAUAUCAGAAUUAUACACAAAGUUUACAGUAUUUUUAAUAAUGUAUUCUCAUUAACAUGUACUCAAACAACUUGAAGAAAGACAGAUUAUUCUUAAUAAUAAAAACAUUGUGAUAAUUGAAGUCAGUGAAAUUCUAUCACAGCAAGAGGGGGAAUGCUGGUUGUUUCAACUUAGUUGUCAACUCAUUGGCUUUUUAUUUGUUUGUAAAAAAAAAUGUUUACAAAAGUUAUAAUUAAACAAAUUAGCUAAAACAAAAACACUUGUCAAAAAUAAAAGGAUAAGCAUCUAAAUAUAUCUUUCUAUGAAAGCAGACAGUGCUGUAGUAGCUGUAGUUUAGGGCCCCAGGCUGAUUCUUAUAUGAUCGCACUGGUGCAACUAACUUUCUCAGUUGGUCGCACCAACUCACAAUUUGGUUGCAUCUGUUUUUAUUAAUAAGCGUGCACUGUUGAGAAAAUGUCAGUGGACUAAAAAAAUAUAUUUUCAGAUAACUAAACCAAUAAGUUCAGUACUUCACUUUAGUUAGCUGAAAUUAUUGGAUUCUGCUUUAAAAUCUUAAGCUAGCUGAAAUUAUUGAAUUCCUCUUUAAAUACUUAAGUUAGCUGAACUUAUUAGAUUCCGCUUUAAAACCUUAAGUUAGCUAAACUUAUUCAAUUCUGCUUAAAAAAUUAAGUUAGCUGAACUUAUUGGAUUCUGCUUUAAAACCUUAAGUUAGCUAAACUUAAUGGAUUCCGCUUUAAAACCUUAAGCUACCUAAAGUUAUUGGAUUCCGCUUUAAAACCUUAAGCUUGCUAAACUUAUUGGAUUCCGCUGUAAAAACUUAAGUUAGCUGAACUUAUUUGAUUCCGCUUAAGUUUUUAAAGUUAGCUGGACUUAUUGAAUUUUGCUUUAAAAUCUUAAGCUACGUACAGUAAACUUAUUGGAGUCCACUUUAAAAACUUAAGCUAGCUAAACUUAUUAAAUUUCGCUUUAAAAACUUAUGUUAGUUGAACUUAGUGGAUUCCGCUUAAGUUUUUAAAAGUUAGCUGGACUUAUUGGAUUCCGCUUUAAAAACGUAAGUUAGCUGAACCUAUUGGAUCCUACUUGAGUUUUUAAAGUUAGCUGGACUUAUUGGAUUCAGCUUAAGUUUUUAAAGUUAGCUGAACUUAUUGGAUUCCGCUUUAAAAUCUUAAGCUAGCUGAACUUAUUAAAUUCCACUUUAAAAGCUUAAGUUAGUUGAACUUAGUGGAUUCCGCUUAAGUUUUUAAAAGUUAGCUGGACUUAUUGGAUUCCGCUUUAAAAACUUAAGUUAGCUGAACCUAUUGGAUCCUGCUUAAGUUUUUAAAGUUAGCUGAACUUAUUGGAUUCCGCUUUAAAACCUUAAGCUAGCUGAACUUAAUGAAUUCUGCCAUAAAAAAACUUAGGUUAGUUAAACAUAUUGAAAUCUGCUUUAAAAUUUAAGUUAGCUGAACUUAUUGGAUAGUUUUAAAAACUAAAAUAAUCCACGCAAAAAAAAUGAAUUCAGUCAAUUAAGUCAAAAUACAAAGCCUGUGUAUUUUAAAUACUGAGACUGAUUAUUUUGGGAAAACAUCAAAAUACGUUAUACACCUCUAAGGCGACAGAAAGCCGGUUGAUGCGUUUACAUGCGGAGUGAAAUCUGUAUAACUUAAAAUCCAAAAAUCUAGCACUAUUUACAGUAACAUUUCCCUAAAUGAAUAUGUAUUAUUUGUUAUAAAAGUUGAAAAUAAAAAAAGAUAAAAAUCCUAGUUAGUAUUUCUACACUAAUAUUAAAGUUAUACUACUUUAAUCUAUAUGAACAUAAUGAGGGAUUUCUCACGAGACAACAAAGCAUGUCAUAUUUUAUGUUAUAAUAUUUUUAACUUCAUGCAGAAAGUCGGAGUGGAACUGAUAUACGCUGUGUGUUGUUCAGGUGUGUUUGCUGAUUCAGAUGUAGUGAUGUCAGUGAUGGAGGGAGAUUCAGUCACUCUGGAGUCUGGUGUUGCUGAAAUAAAGAAAGAACAUGUGGUAAAGUGGCAGUUUGGAAAUAAAAAUAAAACUAUAGCUCAAAAGAAACUGUCCGGAAACUUCUCCACAUCUGAUGUUUAUAUGGAAUUCAGAGACCGACUGAAGCUGGAUCAUCAAACUGGAUCUCUGACCAUCAUGAACACCACAACAGCACACUCUGGACUUUAUAAACCAGUCAUCAGCGGCUACACAAAGACCAAAUACUCUCUCAAUGUAUACGCUCAUCUGCCUGUUCCUGUCAUCACCAGUAAAUCCUUAAACUCUUGUUCAGUGUUGUGUUCAGUUGUGAACAUGAGCGCUGUGAGUCUCUCUUGGUACAAAGGAAACCGUUUAUUCUCCAGAAUCAGUGUGUCUGAUCUCAGCAACAGUCUGCAUCUAGAUCUGAAGUGUCUGGAUGAUUCCUACAGUUGUGUGGUGAACAUUUCAAAUACCAAACAGACCACACAUCUCACCAACACUGAACUCUGUCAACCAUGUCCAGGACCAUCAAAAUGUGAACAACUCAAUAUCACUGAACUCUGCCAGACACAUGCAGUACACGUCGGUGGUUGUGAGUCUACUGAAGCUGUGCUCCGAUUGGUCGUCACUAUAGUGAUGGGCGUGGCUGCUGCGGCUGCUGUUGUUCUCCUGGUCAAUGACAUCAGAUCUACAAGAGCUUCAAUGAUGAAAACAGGAGAUUUAUCAUAAAUAUCAAGAUGCACAUUAGAGUCUUAUUAAGCCAAAAUGAAAAUAUAUCCUUUAAAUAAAUAUAACAGUUUAAUUAAAUGCCUACUUUCACCACUGGCACUAGUGUGCCAUAUAUUGUAUUUUGAUGCAAGCGUCACUAUUACAGAAGCAUUGCUGUUUUUUGUUUUGUUUUCAUUUGACUUUCACUUUUAUGUGUGACCUCGUGCUUUGGCUUGUUUUUGAAUUUUAAGGAAAGUAUACUUUGUAAAGUUUUGUGUCAACGUUACAUAUUGGUUUCUUAUUUCAUAACAAAGGAUCCAGCUUUAUUUUGGCAGACAUCGAUAAUGUACAAGAGGUGAUGUUUUACAUGGAUACUGGACUCAAGUAUGUCUUAACAGAGAUAUUCCUGUGUAACAUUUGACUGUUAAACUAUGAUAAAAAUAUUUGUAUUUGUGUGGAAAGAGAUGUGUUUCAGUUUUGGCUUAAAUAAAGGAGUAAUGGCUUGAUUUUUAUAUACCUAGUAUACAGAAGGAAAUUGUGUGGUAUUUAAUACUUGUAAUACUUGUAAUAAAUUCAUAGCUAGUUA
Danio rerio (zebrafish) is the source of this 3358-nucleotide messenger RNA. The record is from RefSeq and is a predicted model, not a curated record. Lineage: Eukaryota; Metazoa; Chordata; Actinopteri; Cypriniformes; Danionidae.